Gekko japonicus is the source of this 1460-nucleotide messenger RNA. Its product is annotated as intersectin-2-like. Gene Ontology annotation, cellular component: plasma membrane; intracellular vesicle; presynaptic membrane. Gene Ontology annotation, molecular function: protein binding; calcium ion binding; molecular adaptor activity. The annotation marks the transcript as partial. The transcript has 12 exons. The record is from RefSeq and is a predicted model, not a curated record. Lineage: Eukaryota; Metazoa; Chordata; Lepidosauria; Squamata; Gekkonidae. Gene Ontology annotation, biological process: endosomal transport; clathrin-dependent synaptic vesicle endocytosis.
AGCCCGGCCUGCCUUGCCUGCCUACUCACUCGCCGCGGGAGGAGGAGGAGAGGCUGACGGGCAGCGGCGCGCAACAGUUGCAGAUGGCUAAAAGCUAGCGAGGAGUAUCGAGGAAGACCACAAUGGCUCAGAUUCUCACAACCCUAAAUAGAGGCCAAACCGUUUGGGCCAUCACCUCUGAAGAAAGAUCAAAGCACGACAAGCAGUUCGAUAACCUGAAGCCAGUCGGAGGAUACGUUACAGGGGAUCAAGCCCGUACCUUUUUUUUACAAUCGGGUCUGCCGCCGCAGGUCUUGGCUGAAAUAUGGGCUCUUUCAGACCUGAACAAGGAUGGGAGGAUGGAUCAACAGGAAUUCUCCAUAGCGAUGAAACUCAUCAAGCUAAGACUUCAAGGCCAACCCCUCCCCGUGAUUCUCCCUCCGGUCAUGAAGCAACCUCCAGUGUUCUCUCCCUUGAUGUCUGCUCGCUUUGGCAUGGGCAGCAUGCCAAAUCUCUCCAUGCCAGCAUCUGUUCCUGCCAUGGCACCUCUGGCCCCCAUGUCUUUUCCUUCGAUGACCUCUAUCCCACCCUUGGUGGUUUCUGCUCCCCUGAUGCCUUCAGCCAGCACCGCCUCGUUGCCAAAUGGAAUAUCCAGCCUCCUCCAGCCGUUGCCUGUGUCAUACUCUGCAACUUUGCCUCAUUCUAGUUCGCACAGUCCCAUGACAGGAGGAUUUGGUGGCGCCAGUAUCCAGAAGACGCAGUCUCUGAUAGAUUUAGCAUCUAGUAGUUCAAAUUCUUCUUCUACCACGUCACUAACUGGGAAUUCACCAAAGACUAAAUCUUCUGACUGGGCAGUCCCCCAGGCUUCCAGAUUAAAAUACCGGCAGAAAUUUAAUAGCCUCGAUAAAGGAAUGAGCGGAUACCUGUCAGGUUUUCAAGCCAAAAAUGCCCUCCUGCAAUCAAACCUUUCUCAGACUCAGUUAGCUACCAUUUGGUCACUCGCGGACGUUGAUGGGGACGGACAGCUGAGGGCAGAAGAGUUCAUCCUAGCUAUGCAUUUGACAGAUGUGGCCAGAGCUGGGCAGCCCCUUCCAUUAACUCUGCCUCCUGAGCUAGUGCCUCCUUCCUUCAGGAGUGGACAGUAUGUUGAAACUACAAAUGGUACUCCGCCAACAUACCAGAGAAUGCAAGAGGAGGAACCCCAAAAAACAUUUCCAGUUACCUUUGAGGAUAAGAGGAAAGCCAACUACGAGCGGGGCAACAUGGAACUGGAGAAGCGGCGCCAGGUGCUCUUGGAGCAGCAGCAGCGGGAGGCGGAGCGCAAAGCUCAGAAGGAAAGAGAGGAAAAGGAGCGGCGGGAAAGGGAGCAGCAGGAGCAAGAGCGGAAGAGGCAGAUGGAGCUGGAGAGGCAGCGGGAGAGGCAGUGGGAGAUGGAAAGACAACGAGAGGAAGAGAGGAGGAAAGAAAUCGAAAGGCGGGAG